AAUGUUACAAUGCUCCAGUGACCUCGGUGUGAGGAUGCGAUUGGCUUGCUUAUUCCUCGAGAGAUUGUAUGAUGUCAUGGUGCCACCUAGUAAAAGGUGGCAGCAGGAGUUUGAAGUUAGAAUUCAACAGGAGGCCCCUCGGUAACCUUCCAGAGACAGCGCCGCGCCUCACACACCCGGGCCGCCCCGGACCAUAACAACGGCACAAAGUAUGCAGGACAAGGGGAGUAAGAGCAAAUGCGACGAUUUUCCAGAGCUUUACUCAGAUAUAACUUCCGUGAGCUCCACUGCAGAUGUCGACGGCCCCUACAAGAAGUUUCCUGCGGGCCCCAGGAACAGCUCUUUGCUCACUCCAGCUCACUAUCCGACCCCGGCUCGCAGGCGCCAUCGCACCACCUUCAGCCAAGAGCAGCUGGAACAUCUGGAGACUGCGUUCAGCAAGAACCACUACCCUGAUAUCUACUGCCGGGAGGAGCUGGCCAAGAUCACCAAGCUCAACGAAGCUCGCAUUCAGGUGUGGUUUCAGAACAGAAGAGCUAAACACCGUAAGCACGAGAGAGCCGUGCAGAAGCCUAUGCCCCCCGCUGUGAUCUCAGCCUGCAGCAGCCUGAUGUCGGGGUUGUGUCCAGUGAGCACGUCAGUGCGCCAGUACCAGUACCCCCACACCAUCAACCACCUCCCGCGCUUCUCCUCCAUGGCAGCAGCGAGCUACGGGCCACCCCCGUCCGUCAGCCAGUUUAGCUGUGCCAGCAGCCACCCCCACCUCCCACCAGCCGCAGUCCCGCCCAGGCAGCAUGAAGAUUGGUACAGCCCCCUGCGCGCCAUCAGCUCCCCCUCAUCCAUGCUCUCCCUGCCCCCCAUGCCAGGCUUGGACCACCCCUCCCACUGGAAUUAAAACCGGCUUCAAGACAGCCUCCCUCUUCCCUUUACCUCCCAGCUGAGUUUUGUGAAGCCUCCAAUUUUACAAGCUUAAAAUUCACUGUAAAUUUCCACUACUGGUAAAACCACACUAAACUGAAUUGCAUUUGUUAAGUGGCUUUUUGAUUUAUUUAAAAGGGAAAUGCAAUGAGACAGUCAGCCUGCCAGCCUUGUGCUUGUGCUACAAUGUAAAUAAAAUAAAGAAAUGCAUCCAUAUAGAGAAAGAGCUUUGCACUUGCACCUCUUAAAAAUACCUUUUACUUAAUGGAAUAGGGCUUGGAGCACAGCAUGAACAUACUGUUGAGUUAAGUUGCUUUUGUGCAGUCUCCUUUUUCUGUUUUACAUUCCUGCUCUAGGUUGUUCUGUUUUAACAAUAUUUUACAUCUGCCGUUUCCCUCGCCUCAGAAACACUUGAUUAGCUCCUUGCUUCUGGGGGACUGGAAAUACUAAUUUAUAUCCUGGGAGUCGGUUUGCAAGGUGUGUAACCCACACGUGCUGCGGCUUAUCUAGACGAUGCUGAAUUUUGGUACUGGCACAGAACAAGCCACUGUGAACAAAACAAAAAAGCCAAUUCUGACUUAUUUUGAUAGAGGAUAGUUAGUAAUCCCCCCCCCCAGACAGCAUUCAACGGCACAAAUUACUGGUGUUUCAUGAGGAACAUAACACAGACAGUCAGACAGAUAGAUAGAUAGAUACACACUGCAUAUUUUACCAAGCUGUUAAUCACUGAGGAAGAAAAGUAUCCCUCCAGGACAAAUAACCCUCUUUGUUUAAUCCAGUUGAGUACCUGGAAGGGCUUAGUGCCUUCCUAUAAAACAGCAAGAGUAUUCACUCUCACUGCUUGAUAAUGCUACAUAGUGCUUUUGUAAGCAGGGUUUAAAUACAAUUCAUUUUUUAAUUAAAAAAAAAAAACGUUUAUGCAAAGUAAAGCUCUGUUAAAUUGCCUCAAUAAAAUGUGUUUGUGUAAAGUAAUUGAACAAAACUUUAAUAAAUCUAUGGGAAUGACAUAAACAUGUUAAAGUGACGAAAACAAAAUUAAACGUAAAAACCUGUUUUCAAGUUUAAUUAGACUGGAUUAGUUUAGUAUACCAGAACAUAGCAAGUAAAGCAUUACAUUAUUACAAAACAGUUGGAUCACACUUAACCAAUUAAAAGUCAGAACCACUGGGCCAGACUCAAAGCAUUAGCAUACUUGUACUGCAGUUCAAAGCAUGUAGCGCCAUGAUUAGAUGAAGACGACAAUGCUGAUUUCACUCUAACCAAAAUCUUACAACCAGUUUUCUUUGCUGCCUGUUAGAACUAGCUGUAAUAUAAUUCAUUUCCAUUUUGUAAUGCUGAAUAUAUUUUUGAUGUUCGUGUGUAUGUUAUACUUUACAAUUUGAAAGAUGCAGACAGAUGUAUUUAUUUAUUUUUUAAUUUGUUAUAAUAGCGCAGUUGACCGAUUAUGCCACUAGGUGUCAUCAAGCACGUUACAAUCGUAUUCGUAUAAACAGUACAGAACAGGCUGUGUAACUGAGGCAGCACAGAGACCUGGCGAUUUCCAAAGACUUAACUCAGAAGUUAAAUAUUGUAUUCUUUGUUUCUUUUAAAGCCUGUUUUGAAGGAGAUUCACAUCAGCUGUUUUUCUUAAUAUACUAUAUAGAAAUGUUGUGAAUAUAUACUUUUUUUUCUCUAUCAAAACAAAAAGAAUAUUCUUUAAAUAGUUCAUGAGCUGAAGCUUUGGGAAUAGGUUCCAGUGUGUUAUAUUUAGGAUGGGGAAUGCUGCUAUUUUUCCCCACCAAUAGUCCUUCAGCUAACUAUCUGCUAGAAACUAAAACUAAAUCAUUGAAACUUUUCAUUGUAUUUUGACAAAAUGUGGAAUUUUGACAAACUUCCCUGCCGACCACUGAACCAAGGUGUUCCGUAACGUGGAAAUUACCAAACAAACACUCUUAGUAAAGAAGUAAAUGCUUGUUCAUAUUAAUAGGAAUAUUUAAUAA
This is a messenger RNA of Polyodon spathula (Mississippi paddlefish), 2897 nucleotides long. It is a transcript of the gene prop1, whose product is annotated as PROP paired-like homeobox 1. Lineage: Eukaryota; Metazoa; Chordata; Actinopteri; Acipenseriformes; Polyodontidae. The transcript has 3 exons. Gene Ontology annotation, molecular function: DNA-binding transcription factor activity, RNA polymerase II-specific; RNA polymerase II transcription regulatory region sequence-specific DNA binding. Gene Ontology annotation, biological process: regulation of transcription by RNA polymerase II. Bases 212 to 895 code for a protein of 227 amino acids. The record is from RefSeq and is a predicted model, not a curated record.